Molecule: messenger RNA, 294 nt
Organism: Linum tenue
Lineage: Eukaryota; Viridiplantae; Streptophyta; Magnoliopsida; Malpighiales; Linaceae
Source: the annotation of a GenBank genome assembly
AUGUCAUCUAUUGGUUCAGCAGGGCUUCGUGUUUUUGUGUUUGCCAUCUUCUGGCUCAGGAAGCGGCAAAUCAGAUCGGUAAAGAAAAGAAGGACCAGAUAUUUGUUCCGUCCAAUUGAUGGUCCAACCACUUCAAGGAUUCUGUGGGUGGGGAGGAAAUGGAGGGUCAUUCAGUAUACCCCGAGUUGCCAUUCUUCAACCUCAAUGACAUUCGAGCUGCUACCAACAAUUUCUCUCCCGCUAACAAGCUUGGAAGGGGAGGUUUUGGCUCCGUGUACUAGGGGUGACUACUGA